ACUCUUUGCCAAAAUUUUGGCUUCAAAAACACUAUUUAGAGGAGGAGGCCGUGAUCAGCAGACUCAGGAUUUGAAAGAAGUUAUUAUUUAUCUAGGAUUACUCGAAGGAUACUACAAUGGGGACGAAAGAUGACGAAUAUGACUAUCUUUUCAAAGGUAUUUGUGGCUAAAUCAUGGCUUCAUUUGCUUUUGAAGUGGUGGCAUAACUCUUAAUUUUGUGUUACGUUUCCAUUAGUUGUUCUAAUAGGAGACUCUGGGGUUGGAAAGUCAAAUCUUCUCUCAAGGUUCACAAGAAACGAAUUUAAUUUGGAGUCAAAGUCGACAAUCGGUGUAGAAUUUGCUACCAGAAGCAUUCAAGUGGAUGGAAAAACAAUAAAAGCCCAAAUCUGGGACACUGGUAAGAUAGCUUUGGUAUUUUGUUUACCAGUUUCGUGUUUGUUUGGUAGGUAAAUCGCUCGAUCUUUUGGACUGGUGUAAGUUUACGUAGCAAGGGGGAGUUGUUUUCUUCGCUCCUCCCGGAAGCUAGUUUUAAAUGUGGUUGACAGUAUUUUUAUUUGACACAGAAGAAACCCAUUGUUUUAACAAAGAGUUGGGCUUAAGCGUUGUAAUGUUAAUGUUGCAUUUUGUGUUUUCAAAAAAUCAUGGCAAACUUUUAAAUCUUGUUGAAACGGCUGUUGUAGAGGUGUUCAAUAUUGAUCGUAGAUUGACGCGAUCGACUCUUGACUUGUUUCACUUUUCGUAGCUGGACAAGAAAGAUACAGAGCCAUAACAAGCGCGUAAGUGUUAGUAAAAUCUUGAAUUUACUCAUAAUAGAAUUGCAAAUAGCAUAACUAAUCAUUGGUGUUUUUAUCAAUCAAAAUUGAGCGACGCUUUGGUGGGUAUCACAAUAAUUUACCAAAGUGUUUGAUAGCGUAAGAUUACAAUUAUGGAAAUUAUGAUUUAAGAAGUAGCUUGAAUUUUCAAAAGGUUGUUCCUUUGAUUUUGCUAGUUUGAAUUUCAGUCUAUUUUUGAGCCUAUUUGGGUAUUUUAAAAUAGAUCAAGGUGUUAACUAAUAUUUAGCGAAGAAACCUUGUCAAUAUUCCUGUCAUACCGAAGUCUUGCAUGCGAAAACUAUUUCUUUCCCGCUAGCAAUUUCCUCUAAAUUUUUCUGAACAUUGUAUCAAGGAUGAAUGAAAAUCUUUUUUUUACUUUGAUACUGAAAGUUGUUGUGAGUGUGGUCGGUAGACUUUUCUCACUGGAGUCUAUCAUUGUGUUCAUAAACGAUGACAUUACUGAUGUUGGACUGAUUAAAAAAAUUGGCUCAUUUCGCCAUUUUUAUCUUUCUUUCCCUUUCUCUGUUAUCCAUCAUGGAAGCUUACAAGUUAUUUUAAAGACUUUUUCUUAGGAAUCAACUUCAGCACAAAAGUAGUCAAAUAAUUAUCCGGCACACGUGUAUGUUACACUUCAGCAUAUAUUUUUAGGUUGAAAUGAUUUCAUACUAGUUUUGAUUUGUAGUUUCCUCUGUUCUUGUACUAUGGUAUUGUACCUGGAACCAAACAGAGAACAACUCAAACAAUUUUGAAGUGAUAUUGACCACAAUUUUGUAUUGAAAUACAAGAAACACAUGCUGUACUACCUUAAUUGCUUAGGUAAUACCAAUGUUCUAUCAAGGGAUUUCAUAAAAGCCCAGCACAGGGAAAAUUAACCAGCUGGGAACACAAGCUGCCAUCAAAAUCUCAGCUGAACAAAUACUGUACAAGCUGGGAUUCUGUAUCUUCUUCCUAUGACUUUUUGAAAAAUACAUAUUUGAACUUACAGAAUUUUCUAGGAAUUGCCUCAAAAUGACUUUAGGGGUGAGGGAAGGUUCUUCAAGCUUACAUAAAGUAUGCCUGGUAGUCAAAUCCAAAUGCCCCAUGCUCUUAAUGUUAAUGAAACCUCUGUAUAUCUCACUACAUGGUACACCUUUCUCUUCUGAGCCCUGAUUGCUAAUAAGUUCCAUGGUGCUGUGUGUCUGUUCAGUAAAACACGUAGAUCACAGAUGACAUCAAAAUGUGGUAGAAACCAGAAAAGUGGCACACACUAAUGUUUUUACAACAUUUUUAUGUCAUUUGUGAUCUAUAACUGUACGGACACACAGCAACAUGGAAUUUAUUUGUUUGUGUGAUUUAAAAGCAAAGUUCUUUUAAUGAUAAUGUUAUCUGUGGGUCUGUCCUCUACUGGGUUUUGGGUAAUCCUGCACUGACUGAGUUGUUUUGUCUCUAGGUAUUACAGAGGAGCUGUAGGUGCCCUUUUGGUGUAUGAUAUUGCAAAGCACUUGACCUAUGAAAAUGUGGAAAGGUGGCUGAAAGAACUACGGGAUCAUGCUGACAGUAAUAUUGUUAUAAUGCUAGUGGGAAACAAGAGCGAUCUUCGUCAUCUUCGUGCAGUCCCUACUGAUGAGGCAAAAGCCUUUGCAGGUAAUUUGGAAAUAACCACCAGUUUACUUUGAAAGUAACCUUGCAUGCUGGUUAACAUUUUGCACAUUGCAGCUAUACACUAGAAAUUAUUAAAUUUGAAGCUUGAAGUGCCUACUUGGCUAUUGCUGACCGUAAAUACUUAUAGUGCAAGAAGCUGUCAGCCAGCCAAAACAACUGGCCAGUCUAUCCUAGCAGGCAUCUCUUUCAUCUCAUUUUCCCAUGACUGCUGGAGUAAAAUUGUACAAUUAUUGAAAUAACAUCUAAGAUAUUUUGUACAGUGGCCAAUUCCCCGUGUUUAGUGGAACUGAGUGUACAUUUUACCAGUAGCUGCAUUGGGCAUAAUUUUAUUUUAAGUUCAGAGUGUGCUCAAGGGUUUGUGGGAAUUUUGGGGAACACAUGUGGACAUUAUAUCUGAAUAGUUCCCAGUCUUGCAUAUGAUCUGAAAAAACAAACUUGCAGCCAACUAUUUUUUAAUGCCCUCAACUUUCAAACUGAUUGGUAGCCUGAUGUAUCAUGAACUGAAAGUACUUGUUAGACUGAAGAAUUAUGAAAUACCUGUAGUUAUAGUUGUAGUCAAUAACAAUUGGGCUCUCUUCUUGAUGGUAACAGUGUCUUUGGUGUAAAGUAUGAUUUACAUGGCACACAAUUUUGUAUAAACUUUAACACUGCUAAGAAGAAGUGAAAGUGAUUUUAUGAAUGUUGCCCCUUUAUUUUAUUCUUCAUGUGGAGAGAGUAAUUUUUUUUUUUUUUUUAGAGAAAAAUAGUCUUUCAUUUAUUGAGACAUCAGCUCUCGACUCAACAAAUGUAGAGGUGGCAUUUCACAACAUUUUAACAGGUCAGUACAGUGUUUCUUCAAAAGCAUUCUCUUGUAAGCUGUAAUUAUAUUUAAGCUCUUUUAAAAAAAUUGAAAAAACAUAUUUUGAAAAAGGUGGUAUCAGUGUAAUAGAUCAAUCAUCAUACAGUAGGGUAAGUUCAGAUGUAAUGAGAUGGCACUGUAGAGAAUUUAGAACUAUGAUUUACUUGAAAGUUUUGGAGCUGAGUUGCCCAUUCAUAUUGCCAUUAAUAUCAUGAUUUAUUUUGCCUUUUAGAAAUCUACCACAUUGUAUCCCAAAAACAAAUUCAUGAUUCACCUGGUGGUGAUGGGAGCCAACCAAGUAAUAAUGUGCAGCCCAUUAUCGUACACCCAACGAAUGAAGAUGCUCAGAAAAAGAAAGUUCAAUGUUGUAAUGCUUAGUCAAGAAGAAACCUGAGUUGACUACUGUUGUCCAAAUACUCAUUGGGCUUUAAGCCCUGCUCUUUACUUACAGCAUAACAAAACCUUUUCAAAGGUGUUUCGUACACAUGUAUUUCCAUAGUACAUUAAUUUUAGAAAUAAAUAGUCCAGGACAAGACUGAAGAAAUUAUCGUUUAAUUCUUGUUGAAAAGCUGGUUAAGGCAAGGUUACCUUCAAUGUAUAGCUUUAUUGUAUAUGUACUUUGACUGAUUUUAAUGGUGGCAAUAUGUUUCAAAAUUGAGGAAACUCUGAAAUUCUGUCUGUGUGUGUAAAUUAAUAUGCAAUUUAAAUUGGCAAAGUGCAUGGUAGUAUGGCUCAAGUCUCGUGCACAUUUAUUCUUUUUUUGUUUUCCAUGCAUUUCUAAUUCAUGAUAUUUUGUACAUGUUCUAAAGACUACACAUUUCAAAGCUGAUGAGUUUACCAUUUAUUGUUCUACUCCCUCUGACUAGUGUUAAUCAAAUGUCAGUGAAUGCAGGAUGGGUAAAUCCUCAACUUUAAUAUUUGAAUGGAGUAAAUUUCAUCUUCAAAGUAUACCCUCUUUAAGCAAAUAAAUUUCCUUUAAUGCAUAGGUAUAUGUAUGGACUUAAGCCUGUCAGAGAAUGAUCAUAAAUUUCAUAUUCAUCUCUUGUCGAUGUAUUGAUAGCAUGCUCUUGUUUGCUUGUGCUCCUGCUGUAAUUAAUGGUUCAGUGAUUGUGUUGAAACAGGUUUAGGGGGAAACUUAUCAAGCAUCUAUGCAAAUAUUGUAAAGAUGUGUUCUUGCAAACCGAGUGAAAAUCUUUUUAUUUUGUUGGCAAACGAAGCUCCUUGUUUUACAGUUAAUUUUCUUACCACAGCUGUAAAAUAGGAAAAGAAAAAAGGAUUUCCAGAUCUUUUUUUUUGAAUGAUGUCAGCGAUAGUAGUAAUGAUGGAAGACAAAAAAAAUACCCAUCCUGUUAUGAGUCAUUUGGAAAGUCCUUGCACGCCUGUUACUUAUAUUCAUCAAAUCAAUACUAUAGCACUUGUCUAUGUCUCUCCUGGCUUAUUUUUAGAGAUAUUGCAAGUAUUGUGCUAUACCUCCCAUGGCAAUUAUUUUGAACAAAAUAAUAAAGACCUGAGUUAUCUACAAGCCAGUGGGUCAUUCAUUAUUUCCGGGAUCAUUUUUUAUUGGUCAUACUCAUUCCUCAUUAGCGCUUCUUGAGGACGUGUGCUAGGUGCUAGCUACACAUACCUUCUUUAAAGGGCCAUGUACGAGUCCCAAAACCAUGGUUAGAUGCAAAACCUUUCUUUUUUUUUGUUUGCGCGAGAAUAGAAAGUCAUCAAAAGCUUCGCAAUCACCCUCGUUUUAUAUCAGUGGUUUGACGAAAUUCCAGGAGCAUUCGACAUUUUCUAUUAACGAUGGGAAAAAGGGCGAGGCUAAGAAUGGUAAUCAUUGCAAAACUACCUAACUGAUACCAAUUAUCUUCAGAUAAUGACAAACAAGGCAAUCAAUUAGACUUAUUCUAAAAGCUUAUUUAAAUUCUGUGCC
Messenger RNA from Pocillopora meandrina, 5212 nucleotides. The record is from the annotation of a GenBank genome assembly. Lineage: Eukaryota; Metazoa; Cnidaria; Anthozoa; Scleractinia; Pocilloporidae.